This is a messenger RNA of Triplophysa dalaica, 2495 nucleotides long. RefSeq names its product spermatogenesis associated 2-like (gene spata2l). Gene Ontology annotation, cellular component: cytoplasm. The record is from RefSeq and is a predicted model, not a curated record. Lineage: Eukaryota; Metazoa; Chordata; Actinopteri; Cypriniformes; Nemacheilidae.
CUACUAGUGUGUGCUGUUAUAUCCUAAAGAGCGUCGUUAAGGUAACAAAUAUGUUUUAUUUAUGUGUCGCGAGAGUUUUUUGACGAGCAUUGACCAGCAUACGUCAUACGCAGCUCAGUCUGCGCAGUGCCGCAUGAAGUCGAACAUUACGGACAAGGAAGUGAUGUCAACAAGUUUCUCCGACUACUAGUGUGUGCUGUUAUAUCCUAAAGAGCGUCGUUAAGAAUGACUUCUGUUAGUCAUAAAAGUGAAGGCCAUGAUUUGGUCGAGAAAUACCGGAUCCACCUGGAGAGUCGAAUCGAGGAGGGGGGUCAGAGUUUUGUAUGCAGAGAUGAGAAGCUUUGCAAGGAAGUGAAGGCACUACUUAGCAAAGCCAAUCCACACAAGAUCCUGAAUCAACGUGGGCUAGAUUCCCUGACAGUAAUAGAGAACUCACUCGAAGCCUUUUCCUUUAAAACUGGCAAUCUGGGUCUUAAAAAGGUUUCCAAGGCCUUUGAAGUGUUGGAGCUUGCUGCAUUAAACCUCUAUCUGUAUCCAUGGAGAAAGGAAUACAAGUUUGUGAAGAUGUUUUCAGGCAUGUUCACCCAUUGUAUCAAACCUGCAUUAACCCUGCAGCAGGCCAAAGAGAUGUUUGGGUUACUUGGAUAUCAGCCUGUAAGCCACUAUGAAGAAGAAGAGUUGGCACUGGACUCCAAACUACUUCCUGCUGAUUUCAUACUUGGCCUGGCAUGUGCCUUCUUCAUCGCUCGUAUAGAGUGCCAGCUGCUCCUUUCCAACUUGGGCUCUGUGGACACAAGUGCAGAGUCGGUUCUCCAGCUAGUUAAAGAGAGGCUGAAAGGCCACAGCCUUCACUUGGCAUUAGAGAACACUAAGAGAAAAAUAGAGGCUGCUCAUUCUUCACAUGAUAAACUGACGGGUGCAAUAGAUUCAAAGCUGGAUCUGUACACAGAUGAGCCUUCGGCCCAGGCAGAUGCUCGUUACAUGACAUCCAGUUCAUCUGCGCCUCCUCGCUCUUCCUACAUAAAACCGAGAGAGACCAUCUUUAACAACUCUCUAUACGGAGACCCCUCAUACAGGUUAAAUAAUGAAAACUCUAGUCAGGAAGACGCACUUUGUGUUUCAAUGCAUCAGUGUCAAAUCAGCAACUCCAAAACCCAUGUAUCACUUUCCAAGAAUCCAGGGUUAACGGAAAGCAUUAGCAAAGAUCAAAUAGCAGGUGAUGGGAAGAAACAAACGGCAAAAGUGGGAGACGCCAUAAUAUGCACUUGUUGCACAUCAUCGCAUUUGUUUCUAUACUACUGCAAGGAGUGCAACCACAUUCACAGUCGAGAUUGUAUGUAUUAUAAUAUUUGCACAGGUAAAGGUCAUAAUUUAUCGCUGUACGACAUUGAACAGCAACAAAACACAAAGCUCCCACCUUUUACUUCAGAAGAUCAGCCUAAACAGGGCAAAGAUUUUCUUAAAAAUCAUCAAUGUAUGUGCAAUUCAACUGCUGAUACAUUUUUUGUGUGCCACAGCUGCCAGUUAAUCCAUGACUGUAGCUGUGAAAAUGUUAAAGUGUGCGAAUCCCUGCAUCACAACUCGCAUAUAACGGGAGUUAUACAACCUACUCAAGAAGUUAAUGCUCCAAAGAGGCACUACUGUCUAACUUCAGAGUUUUCAGAAUGCGUGAUCUGCAGCACCUGUAACACUGCCCAUGAUUUGUUUUGUAGCGACUAUGUUAAAAAUUGCCUUGCACAACAGCAUGUGAUGUACCAAACGGAAUUAGGUGAAAUGCACAACACAGCAUUAAAAUAUCACCAGUGUUGCUUUGCCAUGCAACCAUUUCCUGAAAUCGCAUGCCUCACUUGUAAUUUUUUUCAUUCUUCUGUGUGUUCUGAUAGUCGGGAGUGCUCUCAAAAUCACAAAAUACAUCGCCUCAGAACUAAAUGCGUCUCUUCCAGUCGUGAGAUUUACACGCUGUGUAGGUAUUGCUUUCACGUGUAUUGCAAAGCCUGUUGGUAUAAAGAUCCCAUGAGAUGCAAGUGUGGGAAUCCUUUUGACUAUUUUGGGGGUUCUCCAGUUUAAAAAAAUCAACACUUUAAUGUUGACCAUAGUCUUGUGGAAAAUAGUUUUACUUGCAUUUAUCAUUUGUACAGAUGAAUCGUAUUCCUAUAUGAAUGUGUAAAGAAUCUAGAAUAUUUUUUUCUUAUUCUGUUUUGUGGUUUUGAAAGCCUUAACUCCUAACAUAUUGCAUGAAUGGUUGGACAUAUUUAUAUAACUGUUUGGUCAAAGCAACAUCUCAUGCAUCAUUGUGUUGCUUGGAUUGAUUGAUUUUCACAUUCACAGAUUUAAAUGUGAUAAUUUAGUGCCAUCUUAUCUCAAUAAAGGGACUAAGAAUGAAUUUUGCAUGUACUAGUUAAAACAAAUAACAGAUUAAACAUUUUGCCAUUGUGACAAAUGUGUUCAUUUAGAUGUUAGUUUCACAUAUAAUAAAAAUGUUAAUUGUUAAAAUA